Molecule: messenger RNA, 3256 nt
Organism: Xiphophorus maculatus (southern platyfish)
Lineage: Eukaryota; Metazoa; Chordata; Actinopteri; Cyprinodontiformes; Poeciliidae
Gene: zranb1a
Product: zinc finger RANBP2-type containing 1
Exons: 10
Coding region: 370-2496 (708 amino acids)
Biological process (GO): cell migration; protein K29-linked deubiquitination; cytoskeleton organization
Cellular component (GO): cytoplasm; nucleus
Molecular function (GO): cysteine-type deubiquitinase activity; K63-linked polyubiquitin modification-dependent protein binding
Source: RefSeq, a predicted model, not a curated record
AUCAGGCUUGCGUUUAUUUUGGCUGCGCUCCUCAUUUGUCUAGCUGUCGCCGCCAUUAAACCAGACGGGGACAGUUGUAAACCAUGGAAAGCUGUGAAUUUAUACCGUAAGUCGCGGACUUCGGAGAGUCUGUCUUUGUUCUGCGAGGUGUCGUUGGAUUUGUAAAGGUGAACAUGUGAGAGACAGACGGAGUAUUUCGGACAGGGAAAGGUUUGAUUGAGCAGGAGGAGGGGAGACCUGGAUGAGGAGACGGAGGUGGAGAGGGGUAAAGCAGGACGGGAAGGAUUUGUUGUGGUUUUCAACAGCUUUCAAGAGGCCAACACCGUCACGAAACGCUGGAUUUUACCCGCCAGGAAAAAGCAACCCACAAUGACGGAACAAAGGGUGAAGUGGGCCUGUGACUACUGCACCUACGAGAACUGGCCGUCUGCUGUCAAGUGCACAAUGUGCCGCGCGCCGAGGUUAACGGGGCCCAUCAUUACGGAGGAGCCGUACAGAAACAUCCCCGAACUCGAGCCCGGUCCAGAAUGGGGUCCUGCUAGGACUGGGAGCGAGAGCAGCCUCCUGAUCUGCCCGGACUCCAGCGCCAGACCCAGAGUCAGGACGUCCGGCGUGACUGAGCUCGCCAGCAAAUGGUCCUGCCAGGUGUGCACGUACCUGAACUGGCCACGCGCCGUGCGCUGCACGCAGUGCCUGUGUCAGCGUCCGCGGACCAGCAGCCCGACGGAGUCGCCCCAGACUUCAGCUACCAACGCAGGCUGCCGGCCCGCCAGCAUCCACUCCCCUGUGGAUACGUGUGAGGAAUAUAAUGACAGGAACAGACUCAACACGCACCAGCAACACUGGACAUGUACAGCUUGCACUUACCAGAACUUGCCCAGAUCUACAAAGUGUGUCAUGUGUGACCUCCCCAAACCCAACAACCAGGAAGCAGUAGGGCUCCCGGAGCCCGCACAGUCCUAUCCCCUGAUCAUCGAGCAGGACGCGGCGCGGUGGAGGGGCAGCUGCAGUGGCAGCCAGCUUCAGAGGAGAUCCCCUCCUACGGCCAAGAGGGAAGACUUCCAGAGAAUCGAGGUCGCAGCUGGAGCCAUGAGCACAGAGGAGCAUGAGGUAAACUUCAAGAAGCUGAAGCAGAUCAGGAACCGGAUGAGGAAAACUGACUGGCUCUUUCUUAGUGCGUGUGCUGGAGUCGUAGAAGGAGAUCUGGCCGCAGUGGAAGCCUACAAGUCAUCCGGAGGCGACAUUGCUCGGCAGCUCACUGCUGAUGAGGUCCAGCUCCUCAACCGCUCCUCUGCGUUUGACGUGGGCUUCACUCUGGUCCAUCUGGCCAUUCGCUUCCAGAGGCAGGACAUGCUAGCUAUUUUGUUGACAGAGGUGAACCAGCAGGCAGCGAAGUGCAUUCCCUCCAUGGUGUGUCCUGAGCUGACGGAGCAGAUCCGGAGGGAGAUUGCAGCUUCCCUUCAUCAGCGCAAAGGAGACUUUGCCUGUUACUUUCUCACUGACUUGGUCACCUUCACUCUGCCUGCAGAUAUCGAGGACUUGCCCCCUGCUGUUCAGGAGAAGCUGUUUGAUGAUGUGCUAGACCGAGAUGUGCAGAAAGAACUUGAAGAGGAGCCUCCGGUUAUUAACUGGUCUCUAGAGCUGGGGACCCGCCUGGACAGCCGUCUCUACGCCUUGUGGAACCGCACGGCCGGAGACUGUCUGCUGGACUCUGUGCUGCAGGCCACCUGGGGCAUCUACGACAAGGACUCAGUCCUCCGCAAAACCCUCCAUGACAGCCUGCACGACUGCUCCCAUUGGUUUUACAGUCGCUGGAAGGAGUGGGAGUCCUGGUACUCGCAGAGCUUUGGUUUACAUUUCUCCCUCAGAGAAGAGCAGUGGCAGGAGGACUGGGCUUUCAUCCUAUCCCUAGCCAGCCAGCCCGGGGCCAGCCUGGAGCAGACCCACAUUUUUGUUCUCGCACACAUUCUUCGAAGACCCAUCAUAGUCUACGGAGUAAAAUACUACAAAAGUUUCCGUGGGGAAACGUUGGGAUACACUCGUUUUCAAGGUGUGUACCUUCCUCUGUUAUGGGAGCAGAGCUUCUGCUGGAAGAGCCCCAUUGCCCUGGGUUACACACGGGGACACUUCUCCGCCCUGGUGGCCAUGGAGAACGACGGUUACGACAAUCGUGGUGCAGGCGCCAACCUCAAUACUGAUGACGACGUCACGGUCACCUUUUUGCCGCUAGUGGACAGCGAGAGGAAGCUGUUGCACAUUCACUUCCUGUCCGCUCAGGAGAUGGGGAACGAGGAGCAGCAAGAGAAGCUGCUGAGGGAGUGGCUGGACUGCUGCGUGACGGACGGAGGCCUCCUCGUCGCAAUGCAGAAGAGCUCCCGCCGCCGUAACCACCCCCUGGUCACCCAGAUGGUGGAGAAGUGGCUGGACAGAUACCGCCAGAUCCACCCCUGCACCUCGCUCUCUGACGGUGAGGAGGACGACGAUGAAGAUGAGUGAGGACAGUUGGAACUUGUGCAUCUUUGAAAUGGACAUUGUAGGCUCUGGGUGAGAGUACUGGGCUCUCCAACUUUUGUUUUUUGUUCCCCCACCCCCCAAAAUGCAAACCCCUUCCCUGUUAUACUGCAUGAUUUUUGUGAGCUCUGUUGCAGAGAACGUAUCUCUUUUCCCACUUAAGCACAUAAAUGCUUCUUAGUUCAAAUUCCAAGGCUCACAUUUUUCCCCUGUUUGUUACCUAGUUAUCUCAAAGAGCUAAAAAAAAAAAAAAAGAAAAGCCAGAAUAUGUCUGAAGAUGUACCAUAUUCCCCAAGCUGCAAUAGGUUAGGAUUUUCAUCUGCACACUUGCCAUGAAGAAAUUUGUUAGGAUGGGCAUUCCAUUCGUUUCGUCAGUGGUUGAAGAACAUAUGUUUCACUGAGCGCUUAUCUUGCUGCAAAGCCCUUAUUGAUGCUGGAUUUAUUUAUUUCAAACGCCUGGCUUUUAGUUCUCCUCUUUCUGUUCCCCGCUUUCUUUUUCAUUUUGACCUGAGUUUUAUUUGAUUCACCUUGUCUUGAAGUAUUUUAUUUUGCACAGUUAAAACCUACAUUUUGGAAGGGGAAGGGGUGACAUUCAAGUUUGCUGACAUUUUUAUGUGCGACUCGUAGCUCAUGUUUGUGUUUUGAAGAGUGAGUGGUGAUUACGCCGGCGGGGAACAGAGAAAACCAAACACUCUGCCUCUUCUGUGGAGAGCAUUAGUAUUAAACUUAACUCACUUGCAACCAC